CCGUACGCCAUCUUGUCGUACACCUGGUGGGACGAGGUGACCAACCUCUGGGGCUACUGCAAGAUUGACUUUUGCGCCGGCGAAGCGGCCCGCGACGGCCUGCAGCACUUCUGGAUCGACACGUGCUGCAUCGACAAGGCCAACGACGCUGGGCGCCACGGCGCCAUCAGCAGCAUAUACGGCUGGUACCACGGCGCGACCGUGUGCUACGCGUUCCUGACCGACGUGACGGGACUCGCCGACCUGCCGCGGAGCAAGUGGUGGGCGCGAGGGUGGACGCUGCAGGCGAGAAAUCCAGCCGCCUUUGCACCAGCUUAG
Molecule: messenger RNA, 318 nt
Organism: Microdochium trichocladiopsis
Lineage: Eukaryota; Fungi; Ascomycota; Sordariomycetes; Xylariales; Microdochiaceae
Exons: 2
Source: RefSeq, a predicted model, not a curated record